AACAUGGCCGACUCGGAUGGAAGGCAGACUGACAGCAUCAACCAUGCUACAGAUGGAGAUGUCAAGUUGCAAGAAAUUACACGAGCGAAGAUUGAAGGAAAGGAGUUGACGAAACAAGAAAAGCAGCGUCUUAGGAAAGAGAAGAAGCAACAGAAAAAGAACAAAAAAGAUGACAAGGGUCCUCCAGAAAAGGAGAAAGAGAAUCCAUCUGUUCCAACUCCAUCAAAACCCAUCACACAGAGCCCAGCACAUAAAGCAGCUCCUGCGACUGUAAGUGUAUCUGUGUCUGAAUCUCCUACGGCUGCAGAGAAGCCAGCAAAGCCCAAAGCGGAGCUGCGAGUGGAGAGCCGGGCACGGCAAGACUCAGAUCGGGUACCAAAACAGGGCAAGAAAGAACCAGGCCAGCAGUCAUCCUCUGGCAAGCCUAAAGCCUCCAUCAGUGAGCUUCAACCAGUGGUGAAAAGGUUACCGGAGCACAUUCAAGUGGACGACCCUGCUGCAGUGAAAAAGUUUGCUAAAAAGCUUGAGAGACAGCAGGUCCCUCUUAGGUCAGACUAUGGCUACAAGGUCAACCUGUUCUCCCAUUUACACCAAUAUAGCCGAAAAGCCCCUCCCACCCAACAAAUCAGCAUCCCUGCCACAGUUAUUCACCCAUCCAUUGUUCGACUGGGCCUGCAGUACUCUCAGGGCAUUAUAGCUGGAUCCAAUGCCCGAUCUGUGGCCCUUCUACAUGCCUUUAAACAGGUUAUCCAAGACUAUAGCACACCUCCAAAUGAGGAGUUGUCAAGGGACCUUGUAUACAAGCUGUCGCCGUAUAUCAGUUUUCUUAGCCAGUGUCGCCCCUUAUCAGCAAGCAUGGGAAAUGCAAUAAAGUACAUCAAGAAGGAAAUUUCCAGUAUUCCCAGUCAAUGCAAAGAAGAGGAGGCAAAAAGAAAGCUGCAAACAUGUAUCGAUAGUUACAUAAAUGAGAAGAUAAUUUUGGCAUCCCAAGCCAUUUCUAAAUAUGCUAUUGAGAAGAUAAGUAAUGGAGACAUCAUUCUAGUUUAUGGAUGCUCUUCACUUGUCAAUCACAUUUUGUGUGAAGCUUUUGAGAAGCAGAGGAAGUUUAGAGUCAUAGUUGUGGACAGUCGGCCCAGACUGGAGGGCAGAGAGGCGCUUAGGCGUCUGGUGAAGAGAGGCAUCCAGUGUACUUAUGUGCUCAUAUCUGCCUUGUCUUACAUUCUGCCUGAAGUAUCCAAGGUAUUUCUUGGUGCACAUGCACUCCUUGCCAAUGGCUAUGUCAUGUCACGUGUGGGAACUUCCCAAAUCGCCCUGGUAGCAAAGGCCUACAACGUACCAGUGCUGGUCUGCUGCGAGACCUACAAGUUCUGUGAACGAGUGCAGACUGACUCCUUUGUAUCCAAUGAGCUAGAUGACCCUGAUGACUUGAUUGUGACCCGAAAUGGGAACACCCACCUUGAAAACUGGCAGACUGUUAAAUCGCUGGGGCUUCUGAACUUAGUGUAUGACGUAACACCACCAGACUUUGUUGACCUUGUGAUCACUGACUUGGGCAUGAUCCCUUGCACCUCUGUGCCUGUGGUACUGCGAGUCAAGAGUGUCGAUCAGUGAAGAGCAGAUGAAAGCCGUUCUGCUUCACUCUUGCAUCUGCACAUAAAAGAGUCUGUGCACACAGGGCUUCUGGCAUGAAAUAAACAUAUCUAAUGAA
This is a messenger RNA of Xyrauchen texanus (razorback sucker), 1708 nucleotides long. Its product is annotated as translation initiation factor eIF-2B subunit delta-like. The transcript has 13 exons. The record is from RefSeq and is a predicted model, not a curated record. Lineage: Eukaryota; Metazoa; Chordata; Actinopteri; Cypriniformes; Catostomidae. The coding region runs from base 4 to 1611 and encodes 535 amino acids.